CUAACAGAGGAUAAACUCUUCAAAAUGGCAAUGAUGAUGAUGUUACAUCGUCUCAAAAUCUUUGCUCCUCUUUCCCAUAGUGUUUACACCCAACCUUCAAAACCCUAUUCCAGAUCAACAAUGGCUUCUUGGUCCUGCACAAAGUGCACCUUUAUCAAUCCUUCAUCUCAAAAGACAACAUGUCUCAUCUGCUUAUCUCCACCUUCUCCUUCCUCUUCUUCAUCCGCACCGAUUGCGCCCAAAUGGUCUUGCAAAUCCUGCACUUUCCUAAACCCUUUUGAUAUCUCCAACUGUCAAAUCUGCGCCACCCGAUCCUCACCCUUCUCUCUUUUGUCCACCAUCGAUGACGAUGAUUUAGACCCAUCUAUUGGUUCCGUUUUCUUGCCUUUACGGCCUUGUAAGAGAAAGAUUCGCGAUUCCCCGGAGAAACUCGCUGAUACAAAUGGUUUUCGAGGAACCAAAGCCUUGGCUAUUGCAGUUAACAAUGAUUCGAAAUUACCAAGAAAUGAUUCAAAACCCUUGAAGAUUAUGAGCUAUAAUGUCUGGUUUAGAGAAGAUUUGGAACUUGAAAGUAGGAUGAGAGCCCUUGGAAGCCUCAUUCGUCAACAUUCUCCAGAUUUCAUAUGUUUUCAGGAGGUUACCCCCAAUAUAUAUGAGAUUUUUCAGAAGUUCAAUUGGUGGAAAGCUUAUAGCUGCUCUGUUUCACAUGAAAUGGCAAUGACAAAAGGCUAUUUCUGUAUGCAGAUGAGCAAACUGACUGCGAAAUCCUUCAGCGAAAAGCCAUUUUUUAACUCUAUAAUGGGUCGAGAACUUUGUAUAGCCGAGCUUGAGAUCAAGCCCGAUUUGCCUUUACUGAUAGCCACCUCUCAUCUUGAAAGCCCUUGCCCUGGACCACCCAAAUGGGAUCAAAUGUAUAGCAAGGAAAGAGUUCAACAGGCGAAAGAAGCCAUGAACAUCCUUAAAGAAAACCCUAAUGUCAUUUUUUGUGGAGACAUGAACUGGGAAGAUAAGUUGGAUGGUCGAUUUCCUUUUCCAAAUGAUGGGUGGUUUGAUGCUUGGGAAAUGCUAAGACCAGGAGAAAAUGGAUGGACUUACGAUACGAAAACGAACAAGAUGUUGUCGGGUAAUAGGACCCUUCAGAGGCGGUUGGAUAGGUUUGCAUGCUGCCUGAAAGAUUUUGAAGUUAGUGGAAUCGAAAUGAUUGGUUUGGAGGCAAUACCCGGUUUGACUUAUUUAAAGGAGAAGAAACUUAAAGGGGAAGUGCGCCAAAUCGAACUGCCUGUCUUGCCUAGCGAUCAUUACGGUUUGAUCUUAACAAUCAGCUCGAAGUAGCUUCAAAUCUUUCGCAAAAAGUGCAUUUCUUUUCAACAUUUUGUAAGCAAGCAACUUUUGGUGGAAUUUUUGUUGCGGUUAUGUUAUAUAACUGUCAUUUUACCAAAAGGAAGAAGGUUCAACUUUGCCCUACAUCUAAAUUAUGAACUCUUUUCUUUCUAA
This is a messenger RNA of Impatiens glandulifera, 1494 nucleotides long. Its product is annotated as tyrosyl-DNA phosphodiesterase 2-like. Bases 25 to 1332 code for a protein of 435 amino acids. NCBI's taxonomy places the organism in Eukaryota, Viridiplantae, Streptophyta, Magnoliopsida, Ericales, Balsaminaceae. The record is from RefSeq and is a predicted model, not a curated record. The transcript has 4 exons. Gene Ontology annotation, molecular function: 5'-tyrosyl-DNA phosphodiesterase activity; single-stranded DNA binding. Gene Ontology annotation, cellular component: PML body; cytoplasm. Gene Ontology annotation, biological process: double-strand break repair.